This is a messenger RNA of Vanessa atalanta (red admiral), 1308 nucleotides long. RefSeq lists its product as uncharacterized. Gene Ontology annotation, biological process: regulation of transcription by RNA polymerase II. Gene Ontology annotation, cellular component: transcription regulator complex; nucleus. The record is from RefSeq and is a predicted model, not a curated record. The transcript has 2 exons. Gene Ontology annotation, molecular function: DNA binding. Lineage: Eukaryota; Metazoa; Arthropoda; Insecta; Lepidoptera; Nymphalidae. Bases 261 to 1043 code for a protein of 260 amino acids.
GCGACGCACGGACGCUAGUCGCCAACUUUCGCAACUUUUUCAAACAAAAAUAACUCUAUAUAAAAAGUGAAAUUAAUCUUUAAAGUAUGAUAAUACAUACUACAGCUUAUUAUGUGCAGAAACUAGUUGAAACAAGCGAGUGUAAAACCAAAAUUGGAUUGUAAAUUUCGUUCGUCUUAUUUCGUGUUCAUUCGGUUCCUGUCGCAGGGUUAAAGUAUAAUAGUUCAACAUAAACCAUUUGAUGUUAUUAAAACUUUAUUAUGACGUCGAAAAGUAAGAAGAUCUUAGAAGAUAUACAUCCGUUGCAUAUAAUUCGGGAAGUACAAAAAUGGCCCGUUCUAUACGUUAAAGAUAAUCCCGAACGGGCAAAUUUACAUUUCAAGUACAAAAUUUGGAAUGAAAUCGCGAAGGCACUUUUCACUGAUUGGGAUUCGUACAGUGAGAGUGAAAAGGAAUGCAAAGUUUCAGAUCUUAUAAAAAAGUGGCGUAAUCUCCGCGAUACGUUCAAACGGCAACUCGCAACUGAGAAAAAGAUCCGAGAAGGUUACAAUAUAAAGAAGAAAACAUACGUUUAUUUCAAACAUAUGCUUUUCUUACUGCCUCAUGUUUCAUACUCCGAAAAUGAAACGUCUGAUCCGAUUUUGGAACCCAAACUCGAUGAAUAUUUUAAUAAGCGAGAAAAGAGAAAAGCGCCCUUAAAGGAUAAAGAAAAGAUCAAGAGAAAAAAAAUACCUACAACUCUAUCACAAUCCGUCCAACAAGAAGAAAUCGACGAAGAUCGACAUUUCCUUAUGUCACUCGUACCGUCGUUCAAAAAGAUGAGCGACGACGAAAAGCUAUCCGCUAAGGUGAGGAUUUUGAAGGUAAUCAAAGAUAUUCGGAGAAAAUCCAAUAUAAUGGAAUGCAUGCCUGUUGCGGACUCUCUAUCAUACAACGUUGAAGAUACAGAUGUUGGGGAGAUUAAAGUUGAAAUGCUCCAGAAUGAAGCUAACGAAACACCGUCAAAUGAUUCUGACUCAGCCGAUAGUGAAAACUCUGAUUAGGAUAUCAGUUUUUACUGAGAUUGUAACCAUCUUAUUUUAACUGAUAUGAUAAACGCCAACAGCAGUCAUAAAGAAGAUACUGUCGAGUUCAAAAGGAAAAUUAUUCAGAAGGAAAUAAAGUAAGGAAUUUCUAAAGCAUUUACAAGUGUACAUAUUAUGGGCGACCUAUAUGACUGUAACUGAAGACGUGCCAUUUCAGGUGUCAUGUUUGUAACCAGUUUUAACAAAAGUAUAUACAUACAUAGUACAUUUCAAAUGAAGCAAA